AUGGCUUUGUAUGAGGGCGCAUCAGCUGCUGGAGAUGAAAGGAUGACUCAGCAGCAUCAGCAUCAGCACUCUGGCGAAAUUUUCUCUUGUCUGUCCCCCAACACCAACUUCAAGGUGUGGACGAAGGCGUUCACGCAGCGCCACGAGGGCACGUCGUCGGUGCCGCUGACGGUGAAGACGGACGUCUCGGGUCCCGGCGCGCCCGUGAUCUCCAACCUGACGUGCCAGCCCGACGGUAACCUCUACCUGCAGUGGCUGAGGCCGGCGCAGCUCUUCGGCUCCGUCGACCUCUACUACAUCUACUACAGGCCUGAGGACUCCUUCGAGUUCGAGGAGAUCGCCGUGAACUCCGUCAACAACCGUCUCGAGCACAACUUCCUCCUGACCAACCUGACCUACAACACAAUGUAUGAGGUGAAGGUCCGAGGUGGCACAUACUCACGCCUCUUUGCCGAUAAUAACAAGACCUACAAGGGCCCAUUCUCACAGCCUCGCAAGAUCCUCCUGUAUCCAGACUGCCACAAUGCCCCUCCACCAGAUGUCAGUCGCACGGGCUUGGAGAUGAGCGCAGGCAUCAUUGCGGGUAUCAUCUGUGCCACCUUCGCCAUCUUCCUGUUGGUGGUUGCUAUGAUCAUCUGGAGGCGCUUCUUCCAAGGUGCUUACUAUUACCUGGAUGACCCCCCCAAGGCUCCCCCAGUGCUUAUGCAUGACUGGGAGAAUGACACAGGGGGUGAUGGGGCCUAUGGGCCAAUUGAUGUGCAUGACUUUGCCAAGCACAUUGCGGAGCUGCAUGCCGAUGGGGACAUUGCGUUCUCAAAGGAGUAUGAGGCCAUCCAGGCAGCCUCAGCCCAGGAACACCACCCAGCUGAGCACUCACAGCACCCGGACAACAAGCAAAAGAAUCGUUAUCUCAACAUUGUAGCAUACGACCACACAAGGGUUCCCCUGCGCCCUCUCCCUGGACAGAAGAAGGCCAUGGAAUAUGUGAAUGCCAACUACAUUGACGGCUAUGACAAACCACGGGCCUACAUUGGCACCCAAGGCCCUCUGCCCUCCACCUUCGACACCUUCUGGCGCAUGGUGUGGGAGCAGCGUGUCCACAUCAUUGUCAUGAUCACCAACCUUGUGGAAAGGGGACGUAAAAAGUGCGACCAGUACUGGCCCAAGGAAGGAAAUGAAAUUUAUGGCCUGAUUCAAGUGCGUCUCGUUCAUGAAGAAGUUCUGGCAACUUACACCAUCAGAAAAUUAGCUAUUAGACACAUGAAGGUAAAAUGUAAGAAGUCUGGCAGUGGAGAGCGCAUAGUCUACCAAUACCACUACACCAACUGGCCAGAUCACGGCACGCCCGACCAUCCACUGCCUGUACUCUCCUUUGUCCGAAAGUCUGCUGCGGCAAAUCCAGAGGACGCUGGACCCAUUAUAGUCCACUGCAGUGCUGGAGUGGGAAGGACUGGCACAUACAUUGUCUUGGAUGCCAUGUUGCAGCAGAUUCGUGCCAAGGGACGCCUCAAUAUUUGGGGAUUCCUGAAACACAUUCGCACACAACGCAACUUCCUUGUACAGACGGAGGAGCAGUAUAUAUUCAUUCACGAUGCUCUACUGGAAGCCAUCCAGAGUGGAGACACCAAUAUCCCUCGGGCUGGGCUCAGCAGAUAUAUCAGGAUGUUGCAGGCGCCUGGAGGAUCACAGGAGAAGCCCCAGCCUUGGUAUCUUCUCUCACACCAGUUCAAGCUGGUUACACAUUUCCAGCCAAGAGAUUUCAAUGUUGUCAGUGCAGUCAAGCCAGUCAACAGAGAGAAGAACCGCAGCACAGACCACCUGCCCAUGGAGAAUGGCCGUGUGCACCUGACCCCCAAGCCAGGUGUGGAAGGCUCAGACUACAUCAACGCAACCUGGCUGAUGGGCCAUCAGAGACUACGAGAAUUCAUCCUGACACAGCACCCUACGCCAGCCUCCAUCCUCGAUUUCUGGCAGAUGGUUUGGGACCACAACGCGCAGACAAUAGUGGUUUUGACAGCUGUAGACGAGACUCAGGGCUAUCCGCAGUUCUGGCCAGCGCAGCAUGAUGACUUUGACUCUGAGCAUUGGAAGGUGCGUUAUUUGGAAGAGAAAUUGAAUGCUGGGUUGGUGACUGUUGAUGUAGCAGUCCAGAGUUUGCAAGAUGACUAUGAGUUACCGGUUAGAUUAAUUCACGCUCCUGGCUGGCCCCAUACGCUGCCAGCUCUCACUACUACUCUCAGCCUUGUCUCCUUAGUGUCUGAGGCCCAUACUAACUACCAGAAUGGACCUUUAAUAGUUGUUGAUCGGUUUGGAGGGACAGAGGGAGCCACCUUCUGCUGCCUAACUGCCCUGAAGAACCAGGUGGACUUCGAGCAGCACUUGGACCCUUACAUGUUUUCUAAACUUUACCACAACAGAAGGCCAAGUAUCUGGACAAGUCAGGAUGACCUCCUGUUCGUCUACCGGGCGAUGGAAUCCUACACAGCCAGUGAAGGAAGCCACAGUGGAAGCAGCAAUGACAUGGCUGGGCUCCAUGACCCGGUGAUCACCAUGCCUCCCAUCACAACAGUGACUGCGGCACCUGCAAUGCCCAGUGCCCCCUCCCCAGUCCCUCUGACCUCUCCACCCCAGACACCUUCAGCUGCAACUCUCCCUGCCAUCAGCACACCCCCCAGUACGUGUGCGAACGGCCAAGUGCCCUCCAAUGGACAUGCAACGUUAACAGGCAAUGGUACCGUCAGAGUCCCUCCAGAAGGGAUGGAAGAUGCACCACAGGCAACAGAGAUCCCUCCAGUUUGAGUUAUUUGGACUCCCAGUUAGGUCUGUUCAAAGAUCUUGCGCUCUGUCUAAUAAACGUGAAAUGCCUUGAAGAAGUUCUGUUCUGUUCAAGAAGUGUGUUACCAAGUGUUGAACAAGUGCACAUUAUAUUCAUAUAACACUUUUUGUAAGCAUCGGCUUCACCUUAGAAAAGCUGAACCUAUUAGCAAGUAUAAGGAUUUAGUACUCCAAAAGCAUCAGAUGGCAAAAGCAGCUGAAAUGGUCAUUAGUGCUCUCACAUAAAAAGUGUGAAUUGAAGUAAUGCAUAUUACUGGUCUGAGAUUUAGACUCAACAUUGAAAACACAUCAAUGCAUUUAUUGUAUUCUAAUGAAAGACAUUGUUAGCCGUAAGUGAUGCAUUCGUCCUGGACUUCACUAAGCAGUAAAAUUUUGUUAGGUGCGCUGCCCUGUAAACCAGUGUUGACAGUAGCCAGUCUGUGCAUAAAGGAAACGUCUCCUGCCGCUGCUGCUACAAGCCUGUGUUUUAAGCUUAAGGGCAACUUUGUGCUGCUUACCCAGACAACUGCUUAUGUACAGUGUAUAGCUAGUUUUCUAAAAAAGGGAAAAAUUGGCCCACAGAAGGGGUCACCUUUCAUGUACAGAAUGAUUUUCAUAAGUAAUUUAUCUGUGGUGUCUUUCAUUUAUUAUAUUAUUGGUACUUCUUCACAUGCUGCUUUAUAGCUUACCUUUUCUACGUGAUUACAAAGAGAAUGAAAAAAUAAGGGAAGUUUUCCCUACAUUUAAAAGACAUCUAGUCUAGUUAGUGUAAGUUAGAAAAUAGAUAUUUUGGUAUGGAGGUGCAUUUGCCUUGAUUCCAUAGUGCUCCUGAAAAAUUAUUUUUUCAUCUCUAUUUUCAUUUUAUUUAAUAUGAAUACAUUAUUCAUUGACCUCAUAAUGUAGCCAUUUUAUUAAAGUCAUUUGUAAUGUUUAACAAAGACUCAGAAUAAGGCAAGAUCAUACAAUUGAGUCCUUUGGGAGCAUUGCACAAAUGAUUCUGUUUUGUGAGUAUGACUCUUUUUUUCUCUUUUAUUUUUGACACCAAGCCCUAUCCAUAAGUUCUAAGAUACCUCCCUCUUAAGGCACAAAAUAAAUUAAGAUGAUAUUUUUCUUAUAAACUACCAUAAUAAAACCUAGCCUCAAACUACGCAGCAGUAGGUGCCAGAACCUAAGAGGGACCAUAAUCAUCUCUUUGUUGAAAAGCUCUCUGUCAGCAUUUAAAUAUUGGAUGCUCUACAGGAACUUGCUACACCUUGACAGUAUCAUUUAAAGGAAGACACAAAUGAUUUUUUUUUCUUAUUUUCAAAAAAUGAAUUGGAAAGAUUUGGGGAAAGGCACCAAAUAGCAAUUGCAGUUGUUGAAUAUUCGUUAAAUAUUUACUUCCCCUUGCCUUUAUUAUAUCCUAUGAGGUAGGAUGUAUGUACCUUAUGAAUAGGAUUGGAUCAGUGCAGUUCGAAUCUGCUUUCAUACCUAGAAGAUAUUAUAUAGAUAUUGGUUAUGUGCUAUUUAAAACACAGCUGUAGACUGCCAUUUGUUUGAAAGAUCCGUUUACCAGUUUUAUAUGAUUAAUUUAUGUGUAAACACCAAGCUUCCAUGCAAGUACAUACUCAUGUACACACUCACACUUACAUUCAUACUCACACUCAGUUACUAUCAACCACCUCACAUAACACAGGAUAAACAUAGACCAUAAAAGCACAAACUGUUGUUUACAUAUACAUGUAGUAUUAUUAUUGUUUCUUAGGAGUUUUACAGAGAGAUUUAUUAGUUAUUCUGACAUUGAAAUUUGCAUUGUUUACAGUUCGAGUACAAAGAUACUUUUAUUUUAUUUUAUUUUAUUUCAUUUUUUUACUUUUGUAUUUAUAGACUAUGAACUAUAUAUCAGUUGACUGUUUAAGAUGCCAUAGCCAAAGUUUUUUUUUUUUUUUUUUUUUUCAUGAUUUCAUAUUUUUUGUCAGUGAAAAUUAUAUUUAUUCUUACACUUUUUAAGGGACUUGUUAGAUGAAUAACUACAAGAAACCAGUGACAAACAGAAAAUUAAGUGAAAUAGAAGAUUAAAAUAUUAGUUAUAAUGAACCAAAUAUUUAAUUUACUUAUUAUAAGCAAUGUAAUAUCUGUAAGCAGAAAGGUUGCCCCUACAAGUCUCAUUAGCAUGAAUUGAAUAAGCACAGAAGUAAGAUAUGCAUAAAAGCAAUUGAAUUUUUCAGGUAAACACAUGCCAGUGUUUGAUAUCUUAUUUUAGAAGAUGGCUUUCAAAUAUUCAUGUGAAUUUAAUUUAGAAUGUAAUUUAAAGGUAAAGUUUAAAACAAAAAUAAGGGCUGAAGUGAAUUAUCAAUGCAAUGUUGAUGAAAUGUAACGCAGUUUCGUGGGUAACACUCGAAAGAUGGUGUACAUAAAUGCUUCAAGGCGAUGUCACCUAUUGACCCAUCGUUACCCCAUGUCCUUGUCAUGGCCUGUCAGUAUUGUGGACAUUCCCACGUGUUCUUGGGUGCAGUGACAAUAUACAAAGCAUAAGCAGCUAGUUGUGAGUAGACUGUGCUUUGUUUUAGCUCCGGUAAGCUCUGGUAAUAAUAAUUUUCUCAUUGUAAGGGUUUUUCAGUGAAUCCUUGGAGCAUUUAAUAUUCAAGUGUGCUUGAAAUUUGUAUGCUAAUGACCAUCAUAGAUCUUCACACAUCACCAAAUAGUUUUGUAUGUAAUACUGCAGUUUGUGUGAUACAGCCCUAGUGAUCUCUGCAAAAGGCCGUUGUUAGGUUGUGAAUGAAAGUUGCAGAUGUCAUCGGCAUAUCACACAAGCCAUUUUUUUAAUCACCCUUCCAAAGAAUUAAUGGCAUGUAAAAAGCAUUUUUUUAUGUAAAUAUUUGUACAGAUAGAAUUUGUUAGAACUGUGUACCUCAUGGCUUAAGUCUGUCUAGGCUGAGUGCAGCAACUGGGUAUGUGUGUGUUGAGUUAACUUACUCAUGGAGAGUUUUCAUUAUAAAACUAUAAUGUUUAUGAUUAUUACAGUACAUAUAAAAGUGUAUUUCAUAAAUGGAUUUUCAGAUGGGUUUCAGUGUUAUCACUUGGUAGCAGUGUGUGAUGUUUUCUGGCAAUGCGCUUGAUCAUGCAACACGUGCUGUGAUCAAGAGAGAACUGUACAUUUGACAAAAAUUUAGUUAACAGAUACAUGUUAAACUGCACCAGAGCCUGGUCAUGGAAGAUUACUUUGUGAUUUAGAUCAUAGCUUACUGUUCCUACUGUGUGUGUCCCUGAGUAAGGUGCUGACAGCCUCUAUGUAGACUGACACUCUUUACUCUGCCAGUCAUUAUAUUGGAUAUAAAGGAGUUAAUAAAAAGACCAAUAAAGUGAGUGUAAUA
Molecule: messenger RNA, 6167 nt
Organism: Penaeus chinensis
Lineage: Eukaryota; Metazoa; Arthropoda; Malacostraca; Decapoda; Penaeidae
Product: tyrosine-protein phosphatase 99A-like
Exons: 14
Coding region: 1-2799 (932 amino acids)
Biological process (GO): protein dephosphorylation
Molecular function (GO): protein binding; protein tyrosine phosphatase activity
Source: RefSeq, a predicted model, not a curated record